AUGCAAAUCUCUAGGCACAUAUCCUUGAAGAUAUACACAAAUGGAUCUAUUAGGGCACCAUUGACUCUUCAUCAUGUUAAGCGGGCUAUGUUUUCAACAUGUUUAGUAAAACUUACUAAAAGAAAGUUUGACCAUACAAAUAAUAUAGAUACAAGUAGGCUCGAAUUUACAAAGAGGAACGAAUUAAUAGUACAUGAUCUUAACAGAUUCUAUCCGUCAAUGUCUGACCUUCAGUCGAGAAACCCCGACAUGACCGCCGAAUCAAUUAGCGACCAGGAUCAUGACAACUACAAACAGAUUACAGUCAAAAAAUUCUUGGAUACCUUCGAAAAGAAUCCGCAAAGGUUGAAUGGAGAAGAUGAUUACAAAAGCUUCUUACAGCUAAAUGGUAGGAUCAAAAAUAUCCGUUAUUCAGGUAAAAAAAUAGCAUUCAUUGAUCUUUUUGAUUCCAGAUAUAAUGUGAAGAUACAAGUAAUCCUUAAUUUGAAUAAACUAAAACAAGAAACAUCAGAAGAAAGGUUUCAAGAAGUAGUCCAGUUAUUAAAAAAAGGGGACUACAUAAAAGCAUUUGGUAUCCCUGGAUUUUCGGAGUCUAGAAGCCAUACACUUUCACUAAAAGGUACCAAACUACCUGUAUUAUUAUCGGCAGCUCAAUAUCCCCUCCCAUCACAAUUGAAAGACGAACUGAAGGCUAGGAAAAACCGAGUACUGGAUUAUCAAGUAAAUGGUGUUUCUAGUUUACUUCUUAGGAGUAAUAUUAUUCGUCUGUUAAGAUCUUUCCUUGAUAAACAAGAGUUCAUCGAGGUUGAAACACCAAUCUUAUCUUCUAAAUCUAAUGGGGCCAAUGCAAGGCCAUUUAUUACAAAAUCAGGCAGCUUGAAUGAAAACUUAGAAUUGAGAAUCGCCCCAGAAUUAUGGCUAAAGCGUCUUAUCAUUAGUGGGUUAGACCGUGUCUAUGAAAUAGGAAAAGUAUUUCGGAAUGAAGGUGUUGAUUCCACACAUAACCCUGAAUUUACCUUAUUGGAGUUUUAUGAAAGAUAUCUAUCCAUGACAGAUCUAAUUGAAAAAAGUGAAGACCUUUUCAAGCACAUAUUAGUGAACUUGGAAUUAAAGAAAUCUGAAUAUCAUUUUUCACCCGCUUUUGAUAAUUUGUAUCGUACACUGGAACAAGCAAAUUGGAAAUUCAGGAGAAUUGAGUUCUUACCUACUCUUUCUCAGGAAUUAAAUAUUGAUUUUAGUUUAAUAGAUCUUAAUGAUGCUGAGAAGUUACUAGAGUCAUUACCUGCACAUAGUAGGAAAGAAUUAUUUGAAAAUGUUCCCCCCGGUGAGUUAUCUUCACAGCAAAUAUUGAACAAACUUUGUUCAUUUUACUUAGAGUCAAGAUACUGUGACACCAUACACCCGACCAUCAUUUUUCAUCACCCCAGAAUAAUUUCUCCGUUGGCAAAGGCACAUCCAUCAAAUCAACAAAUAACCAAGAGAUUCGAAAUGUUUAUUAAUGGGAAAGAAUAUAUAAAUGCAUAUGAAGAAGAGAAUUGCCCUCAAUUACAAGAAAAAAAUUUUCAACUUCAACAAUUUUCUAAAGAAACAAUUAAAAAUAAAGAAAAUGAUGAGCUAAUAUCACCCGAUGAAGGCUUUAUCAAUGCAAUGAAAUCAGGAAUGCCACCCGUUGGUGGAUUUGGUCUUGGUGUUGACCGGCUAUGUAUGCUUCUGAUGAACAAGGGCAGAAUUGAAGAUGUUUUACCAUUUGGAUGUGUUGAUGAUGUGAAAACGCAAUGA
Naumovozyma castellii is the source of this 1779-nucleotide messenger RNA. It is a transcript of the gene MSK1, whose product is annotated as lysine--tRNA ligase MSK1. The coding region runs from base 1 to 1779 and encodes 592 amino acids. The transcript has a single exon. The record is from RefSeq and is a predicted model, not a curated record. Lineage: Eukaryota; Fungi; Ascomycota; Saccharomycetes; Saccharomycetales; Saccharomycetaceae.